AUCGGGACUUCGGGUUGUGCACGUCUGCGGGACAGUGUGUCGGGCGCUUUCCGCCGCCGCCCAGCCGGAGCCCGGGAGCCGAGCGUCCUCACCGGUGAGGGAAGCCGGAGGAGAAGCCGGCGCUUCUGUUUGGCUUUGGCUGAAAGAGAAUUUAGCCUAUAUGUACUGCUUUAACCACUGGAAGAAUGACAGAUGACAAAGAUGUGCUUCGAGAUGUGUGGUUUGGACGAAUUCCAACUUGCUUCACCCUGUAUCAGGAUGAGAUAACUGAACGGGAGGCAGAACCAUAUUAUUUGCUUUUGCCAAGAGUAAGUUAUUUGACGUUGGUAACUGACAAAGUGAAAAAGCACUUUCAGAAGGUUAUGAGACAAGAAGACAUUAGUGAGAUAUGGUUUGAAUAUGAAGGCACACCACUGAAAUGGCAUUAUCCAAUUGGUUUGCUAUUUGAUCUUCUUGCAUCAAGUUCAGCUCUUCCUUGGAACAUCACAGUACAUUUUAAGAGUUUUCCAGAAAAGGACCUUCUGCACUGUCCAUCUAAGGAUGUAAUUGAAGCUCAUUUUAUGUCUUGUGUGAAAGAAGCAGAUGCUUUAAAGCACAAAAGUCAAGUGAUCAAUGAAAUGCAGAAAAAAGAUCACAAGCAACUCUGGAUGGGUUUACAAAAUGACAGAUUUGACCAGUUUUGGGCCAUCAAUCGGAAACUCAUGGAAUAUCCUGCAGAAGAAAAUGGAUUUCGUUACAUCCCUUUUAGAAUAUACCAGACAACAACUGAACGGCCUUUCAUUCAGAAGCUUUUUCGUCCUGUGGCUACAGAUGGACAAUUGCAUACACUAGGAGAUCUCCUCAAAGAAGUCUGUCCUUCUGCUGUCACUCCUGAAGAUGGGGAAAAAAAGAAUCAAGUGAUGAUUCAUGGAAUUGAGCCAAUGUUGGAAACACCUUUGCAGUGGCUGAGUGAACAUCUGAGCUAUCCGGAUAAUUUUCUUCAUAUUAGUGUCAUCCCGCAACCAGCAGAUUGAAGGAGCAAUCAUUUGCUUGCGUGGAAUCAUCCUUAAACAGGAUUUACCAGAGCAUGUCACCCUUCUGCUUCAGUCAGGUUUGGUGGAGGCAGCCUGACCAGAAACACUGCUGCAAGCCAAACAGGAAAAAGAUUCCAUGUCAGAUAAGGGCACUCGGGCUGGUCUUACUUUGCAUCACCACUGCUUUCCUCCACUGCCGUCAUUAAACCUCAGCUGCAACAUGAAAGACUUUACAGGACCACUGCAGGUCUUCUGUUUUCUUGUAAAAUAUAAUGAAGCCGAAACCUUUGGCCUAAGAAGAAAAUGGAAAUAUGUGCCACUCAAUUUGUAUUUCUGAUUAACAAAUAAACAGGGGUAUUUCCUAAGGUGACCAUGGUUGAACUUUAGCUCGAGGGAGUGGAAACAUUGGUUUAAUUUUCAAGAGAAUUAGACUUAAGAAAGUAAAAGAGAAAUUCUGUUAUCAAUAACUUUCAGUAAUUUUUUGUAAAAGAUCAAAUUACAGUAAACCCAUCUUUCCUUAAUGAAAAUUUCCUAUGUUUACAGUCUGUCUAUUGGUAUGCAAUCUUGUAACUUUGAUAAUGAACAGUGAGAGAUUUUUAAAUAAAGCCUCUAAAUAUGUUUUGUCAUUUAAUAAC
Hippopotamus amphibius kiboko is the source of this 1648-nucleotide messenger RNA. RefSeq names its product autophagy related 5 (gene ATG5). The transcript is spliced from 8 exons. The record is from RefSeq and is a predicted model, not a curated record. NCBI's taxonomy places the organism in Eukaryota, Metazoa, Chordata, Mammalia, Artiodactyla, Hippopotamidae. Gene Ontology annotation, biological process: nucleophagy; cellular response to nitrogen starvation; C-terminal protein lipidation. Gene Ontology annotation, cellular component: cytoplasm; phagophore assembly site membrane; Atg12-Atg5-Atg16 complex. Bases 186 to 1013 code for a protein of 275 amino acids.